ACCCGGGGCAUCCACCGCCACCAGGGCACCUGGCUCCCCGCCUCCUCCCCCGCCGCUCUCUGCGUCUCCCGGCCCACCCUCUCCUCGGCGGUCCCCGUCCUAACCGUCUCCAUCGGCGACGUCGUCUUCGUCCGUACCGAAACCCCUCCCUUUAUCUGUUCCUUCUUUAUUUAUACUUACGUCAUGUGUGUGUGUUUUGUGUGUGAUUGGUAGAUUUUUUUAGGUGUCCGCGUUAUUUGGGUGGAUUUGAAAAAAGCUUAUCCUGGUUUGGGGUUUAGGUUUUUUGUUGGAAAAAAAUGGGCGUGCGCUCCGGUUAAUUUUGUUCGAGAACACGUAACUGAGGAUGUUGAUUCUAGUGUGCCGCUUGAUCCCUGUUAAAGCAUGAUGUUUUUUCAGGUUUGCUCUUGAUAAAUUUAACCUCAGCAGGUUCCCAAGCAUUAAGCUUGAGCUCGUUCGUACCUAACCGAGCAAUUUGUUAAUGUUGCCAGAAUUAUGAUCUUGGAUGUGUUGUUCCCCCGAUUUUUGGAUUUAUCCCAAGGUUUUGGAUAACUUGCAUUACCUGUACGCAUCGUGUUCAAUUGUUGUGUGGGUUUUACCAGGAUCUUGUGGUUGCUUACAUGCUAGCAAUUAACAUCCCAAUUUCGCGCCAAAGCAAGUUGCGUGACCCUGGUCCAAUUGUGAUUUCUCAACAGAUGAAAUGAGUCAAUUCAAUUUUUGGACAUGUGAUGUGCCUGAUUAUUGACCAAUUUGGUUCAGGUAGGUACGCUGUUGUGCAAUGUUAGCCUGUGUUGCUAUGUUGUUAUCCUUAAUCAUCGUUGUCUAUCUUUGUUUAUUUGCUGUAACCUGUGUUGAUGCUCCAUUUUCUGAGUUUGCAUAGUUUUUAUUAUAAUAAAAAGUAUCACUGAUUUUUGUAAUUAUCAUGCAUGGUUGGAUCAGUGGUAUAUCUGUUUCUGAUGUUCAAUCCUACAUACAAAUGAUUUCUCCUAUAUAUUCUAUAUGUAUUUCCCCAUUCAUUGUGCUUUCCAAAUUUCUUUUUCUCAACAGAUUGGUACUAGCUAUUGAAUGCAUAAGCUACUUUGGCACAUUUGAGGCCUUUCGGCUUAUGAAAGUUAAUAUUUCUUAUAUUUGUGUCUUUGAUUUAUAAGAGGGGAUGACUUUUCUAACUGAACUUCCAGAAUUGGGUGGUUGACUGAUCUCAUUGUUGCAUACUUGCAUGAUCAGAUUCCCUCGCAAAAGUUCAGUGUGAGUUUCGUUCCAUUACUGACAGGUGAACUCUGUGCUACUGGGAUUUAUUUAUUGUUUUGCCACUUGGGUAAAAUUAGGCCUUUUUCAUGAAUACUCUGCCAUUUUCGUGUUGUAACUAGUCAUGUAUCUUGUAUAAGUUCACAUAUGUGGAUGCUUAAAAUUACUCCAUUUCUGUAUCUAUUACUCAUAUAUGGUUCCUUCGUUUUGUGUCGUCAUAGUAUUCCUUUUCUUACUGAUCUACUUUCCCAUGGCACAGGAGGAGCACUUUGUGUCGAUUCUCAACUUUUCAUGGCCUCAGGUUAUGUGUGUGACGCAGUGCCCUAUCAGAGGUAGCAGGGUGGUGUUCAUGAGCUUUUGUGAUAAGUCUAAACAGCUUGGUGGUCACUUUUCUAACGGCGGAAAUUUUUAUGACGUCUCUGUGGUUCCAGAAGUUUGCUGUACGUUUCCCACAGCUCUGUGAUGCAGAGUCGUUCCUAAAUUGUGUGAAGGAAUGCCCAUGCGAAACCAUGGACAUCAUACCAUCUGGAAGUGAUUAUGUGUGUGAAGAUUCAUCAGCAUCUGAAUAUAUUGCUUCUAAUGGACUUCACCACAGGCCUGAUGAUGCUUCAAGCUUUGAGGAGCAAGCUUCUGAUCACAUGAUAGAGGCACCAACAAUGAGCUACCAUGAGGAAUGGGACCUGCCUGUUCUUGAACCUCUCAGUGCUAACAACACUAAUAACAGCUACUCUGGUUUCCCUCCUAGUUUCAGUCAAAUGCUGACAAAUUUUUCAACGGAGAAUGAGCAAGAUGCAGAGGAAUCCUAUCCAGUGGGUACAACAAACCAUGCUUCUCAAGAGGUGUAUGCACUGGAUACUUCUCAUGAUGACAAUGUUUCUGGGGUCGCAGUUGCCCCUGAAGAAACAACUGCUGAUAAAGGAAUGGAUGUUGGUGAGGGAAUUGAUACCAGUAUAUUAACAGGUGACAUAAUGACACGGGUAAAGACAUAUAUGGCUGAUGACUCCUUUAAUGCCCAAGUCCGUGCUAUGGUGCUGCGGCUGGUGCUGUGGGAGGAACCUGGGAAUUGUGAUGUUGGUCAACAUGGCCGGAUGGCCCUCAAACUAGGGAAGAGAACCCAAGUGCUCAACCGCCUGGAAGGCCUCCUGGGGUGCGGGGAAAAUCUGAACUUCACCUUGCCCUUUCUUGGUCGCCGGGGUGGCCACGGCAGAGCGAAGCGUGCCGCAGUGCCCGCUCGCGCCGGUGACUGUACGGCCCGCCGUCGGAGGGCUGUUGCUUCUCCCAUCUGGCCGUGCAUUCUUCUCUGGGCGGGGGAACUGCCGGACGGGGACAGAAAGAUUUCUUCUUGAAAGGGCUCUCAUUAAUGAUAUGAUGGCUUUCGUUGGUGGUGUCUUUUUGGUUGGUAACAGGGGCUGAACCUGUCCUUGCAGCAUCUUUUUUUUAUUAUUUUUGCAGAAUUGCUACGAACAUUCAACACAUUUAUUGAUUUCAACUGGAU
Molecule: messenger RNA, 2737 nt
Organism: Setaria italica (foxtail millet)
Lineage: Eukaryota; Viridiplantae; Streptophyta; Magnoliopsida; Poales; Poaceae
Product: protein POOR HOMOLOGOUS SYNAPSIS 1
Exons: 9
Coding region: 1653-2588 (311 amino acids)
Source: RefSeq, a predicted model, not a curated record